AUGUUCAAAUUAUUAUUUAAUCGAAACGUUGCUGAUACUGUACUUAACAUUAUAAAGGAAGACAAAAUUGAAACAAAAGACCCCGUUCAUCUGGAAAUUGCCCGCGAUCAAGCUCGCAAAGACCUGGCUCUUGCCCGCGAAGAGCUCGCAACCAUCAAAGCUGAGUACAACGACGUCGUCCCCAGAAAACUCUGGGAAACAGCGGAGAACAACUUGAAAGAUGCAAAUCAAGAACUCGAGGCUUUGAAAAAGGAUCUUUCUGAAUUGAGUGGCAACUUUUCUGUCCUGAAGUCGACGUAUGACAGUGUCGAAAAGGAAAGAAACGAAGUUGUUAUUGAACGCAAUGAAUUGAAAAGAACUGGUACUCCAAGACCCGACUGGGAAGCAAUUUAUGAAAAAACCUUCGACGAAAAAUUUGGCGAUCCCGAACUUUCAUCCGAUGCCCGAACAAAACAUCUGCUGGAUGAACUAACAAAAAGCCGGGAUAAUACGGAAAAGGAUUAUUUCACUUUGCCAGAGGAUCAAAGCGAUUUGCCUGCGUUUUUGGCAAGUGAGGAGCGAAAAGAAGUCAAAAAUCUUAAGGAGCGAUUUUAUACCAAUCUAGAUCUAACUAUCGAAGAUUGCAAUGAAAUCAAGGAGGAAAUUUGGAAAGAACGACUUGCAGAAAAUGACGACGAAGUUGACAAAAUCGACAUCUUUGUCAAGAAUUUUUUGUCGAAGAAAUUCAACUUCUAUGCUCUCGAUUUCGGCCAUUCGCUUCGAGCAGCAGCAGAAAAAUACGCAGACUUACCUCAUAUCACCGAUUUCUACGAGAUUCUAGCGGGGUUAAAGCCGGAGCAAGGGUUCAAAAGAAUUGUGGAGCAAUCAUCCAAUCUUCUUUCCGCACUUCAAAACGUCGACAAACACAAGAAAGGAUAUGUUCUUGUCUUCGACUUGAAAGUAGAGCUUCGAAAGCUUUUCAAAUUGAAGCCCGACGAGCACAUGGAGAUAAUUGCUCAAUUUGCGGAGGAAGAUAAGUUCUACUAUGGAGAGCUCUUUGAAAAUGGUCCAAACGGUGAGCCAUCAAAAAUGAUGUCCCUUCUUGCAGAACAAGACGAAAAGGAGAAAGAUAUCUACGUCGAGCAGCUUUCCGUCCAAUUAGAAGGAAUAGACUCUGUUGGCCCUGCUGAAGCAAAGAUUGCUUUUAUGUCCGUCGAUCCUGGAAUCAAUGCCGAACUCAUCAAUAAAUACAUCAAGGUCAACAACAGUUGUCAAUCGCUUCAGUGUUGA
This is a messenger RNA of Oikopleura dioica, 1269 nucleotides long. The record is from the annotation of a GenBank genome assembly. Lineage: Eukaryota; Metazoa; Chordata; Appendicularia; Copelata; Oikopleuridae.